AUGGCUUGUGUUUUUUUUUUUGAAAAAAAAAAUUGGGAAAUCUGGCCGCAACGAGUAAGAGGGUCUCAAUGGUUAGCGUUGAAGACUUUGGGCGUAGGCCCGGUUGAAGCUUCCAUUGGUGCAGAUCUUGGUGGUAGUAGCAAAUAUUCAAGUGAGAUCCUUGAAGACUGUAGUGGAGAAGGGUUCCACGUGAACAGCAGUUGA
Molecule: messenger RNA, 204 nt
Organism: Brugia malayi
Lineage: Eukaryota; Metazoa; Nematoda; Chromadorea; Rhabditida; Onchocercidae
Gene: Bm164
Exons: 1
Coding region: 1-204 (67 amino acids)
Source: RefSeq, a predicted model, not a curated record